AUGCCUGAGGAUCCUUCAAGGCGUCGUCUCAGGGUGUCUUUCCGCGUCAAAGAGUGGGUUGUGGUAAUUAAAACAAACGGUAGGAUCCGACGAGUGAAAUGUGGAGAAGAAAAGCCGAGUUGUCUCCGAUGCACCAGCACUGGUCGCAAGUGUGACUUCGAAUUACAGGCGCAGGCUCCCACCGUCGUGUUUGUUAACCCGUCACUAUCGCCAAAUACGGUGUCACGAGAGCGUCGUGCUUUCGCUUAUUACUUUGACUUUGCUGCCUCGUCGAUAGGCGGCGGGUUGGAUCUCGACUUCUGGCGUACUGUCGUUCCGCAGGUUUGUCGUCAUGAACCUGCGGUGUGGGACGCUCUUAUUUCCAUCGGUGGUUUGUUUGAAUGUUCUCAAAAGGGUCCGAAUCUGUUUCUACAACAGACGGACUCUAAACAUUUGGAUCAGAAUCAUCAGGAUGUGCUGGCCUGGUACUCACGCUCUGUGUCGGCGAUUCGGCGACGUAUUGAGUCCGGUGGCGUAGAUGCUUUUGUCGGCCUCAUUAGCUGCAUGCUGUUCAUCUGCGUCGAGGCUCUUCAGGGAGAUGCAGGCGGAGCCAUGCAGCUCUUUGCCCAAGGCGUGCGAUUAAUCCUCGCUUUGCGUCCACAGAUUGCCGCUGGGGCUAUACCGGCCGGUAAAGCCGAGCUGUUGGAAGACACGAUCAUCCCAAUCUUCCUCCGUCUCGCAGCCGGGGCUCUGGCUAUUGAUGGCCUCCCACUACAUGUUCUGUUGGAAGACAAUGGGACGUCAGAGCCGGUGUUUGAAUCACUCAAAUCUGCUCGGAAGGCCAUUGUGUUGCUAGCUGUAGAGAUCCCAAUGUUCGAGUCUAAAUGCAUUGAUCAUCUACGAGAAACUGAUGGCUCGGCUUUACCCCAGGAGUUCAUUGUCCAGGGGCAUGUUCUGGAAUCUAAACUCAGGAGUUGGCAUACUGCAUUUGUCGCCAUGACAUAUGGCUCGUGCAAGAUCGCAUCCCCAGAAGAAAUCGGCACAUCCGCUCUCCUCUCAUCAUAUCAUGAAAUGCUAUACAUAAUGCUGGGGACUUGCACGUCCUUGGCCCUUACGAAUUUCGACGCCUUUAUGCCAAACUUUCAAAUGAUCGUGGAACAGUCCGCCAUUGCACUCAGGGCAUCACUGCGUCCCGACGGGACCCAACCACCCUUCACCUUCGAGAUCAGCGUCGGUCUACCCCUCUGGUUCACGAGUCUCCGAUGCCGCGAUCCGCACACUCGUCGCCUGGCCUUAACACUUCUUCGCCGGGCGCCACCGGUCCAAGGAUUCAACCAAUGCUCUAUAGGGUCAGCCAUUGGCGAGAGCGUCAUGGGCCUCGAAGAAGCACGCAGUAUGGAAAUGAAAGCGGCGAACUCAAACAUCAAAACGCUUGACUAUGCGGACGAAGAAUCUCCAGGUCUGGGCAUUGUGAAAAACUCGAAUGGUGUUGCGGAUAUUGCUUCCUACCGCGGUGCAGCAGCAUUCAUUCCGGAAGAGGCACGGAUUGGACCAAUCACUAUCUUCAGGCCGCGGGACGGUCUCCCCAAGGGGACGGAGAUGGAGGAUUUUGCUGAGUGGAAUCGGGGUUCGGAUCAGACAUACCUGCGAUUCACCCGGAAUGAGCGCAACGCGACUGACAAUUCAUGGCGGAUGAGGUAUAAGUAUGUGCCCUUUGAACAUGCGUUGCCAAGUUUAUAUUAUGUGGUGUCUUGCGUGGACUUGGCGGACAAACCACAAGCUAUGAUAGUAUAA
Penicillium brevicompactum is the source of this 1773-nucleotide messenger RNA. RefSeq lists its product as uncharacterized. The transcript has 2 exons. NCBI's taxonomy places the organism in Eukaryota, Fungi, Ascomycota, Eurotiomycetes, Eurotiales, Aspergillaceae. Gene Ontology annotation, biological process: regulation of DNA-templated transcription. The coding region runs from base 1 to 1773 and encodes 590 amino acids. The record is from RefSeq and is a predicted model, not a curated record. Gene Ontology annotation, molecular function: DNA-binding transcription factor activity, RNA polymerase II-specific; zinc ion binding.